Messenger RNA from Acanthosepion pharaonis, 36522 nucleotides. Lineage: Eukaryota; Metazoa; Mollusca; Cephalopoda; Sepiida; Sepiidae. The record is from the annotation of a GenBank genome assembly.
AUGAAAUCACCCACCCAGCCACACCACACAGCAAAACGAAAGGCCAGAAAAUCAUUCUUUUCACCCAGCCACACAGCAAAACGAAAGGCCAGAAAAUCAUUAUUCACCCAGCCACACAGCAGAAAAUCAAAACGAAAAACGAAAGGGGCCAGAAAAUCAUUCUUUUUCACCCAGCCACACAGCAAAACGAAAAACCAGAAAAUCAUUCUUUCAUCCAGCCACACAGCAAAACGAAAGGCUAGAAAAAAUUAUUCUUUCAUCCAGCCACACAGCAAAAACGAAAGGCCAGAAAAAAACAUCUCUUUCAUCCAGCCACACAGCAAAACGAAAGGCCAGAAAAUCAUUCUUUCAUCCAGCCACAGCAAAACGAAAGGCCAGAAAAUCAUUCUUUCAUCCAGCCACACAGCAAAACGAAAGGCCAGAAAAUCAUUCUUUCAUCCAGCCACACAGCAAAACGAAAGGCUGAAAAUCAUUCUUUUCAUCCAGCCACACAGCAAAAACGAAAGGCCAGAAAAAUUCUUUCAUCCAGCCACACAGCAAAACGAAAGCCAGAAAAUCAUUUUUCAUCCAGCCACACAGCAAAACGAAAGGCCAGAAAAUCAUUCUUUCAUCCAGCACAGCAAAACGAAAGGGCCAGAAAAUCAUUCUUUUUCAUCCCAGCCACAGACAGCAAAACGAAAGGCCAGAAAAUCAUUCUUUCAUCCAGCACACAGCAAAAAACGAAAGGCCAGAAAAAUCAUUCUUUCACCCAGCCAACACAUGAAAACGAAAGGCCAGAAAAAAUUCUUUCAUCCAGCCACACAGCCACACAGCAGCAAAACGAAAGGCCAGAAAAUCAUUCUUUUCAUCCAGCCACACAGCAAAACGAAAGGCCAGAAAAUCAUUCUUUCAUCCAGGCCACACAGCAAAAACAAAAAAAUUGUUCUUCAUCCAGCCAAAAAGGAAAGGCCAGAAAAUCAUUCUUUCAUCCAGCCACAGCAAAACGAAAGGCCAGAAAAUCAUUCUUUCAUCCAGCCACACAGCAAAACGAAAGGCCAGAAAAAUCAUUCUUUCAUCCAGCCACACAGCAAAAACGAAAGCCGAAAGGCCAAAAUCAUUUUUUCAUCCAGCCACACAGCAAAACGAAAGGCCAGAAAAUCAUUUUUUCACCCAGCCACACAGCAAAACGAAAAGGCCAGGAAAACUAUUCUUUCUUCAUCCAGCCACAGCAAAACGAAAGGCCAGGAAAAUCAUUCUUUCAUCCACACACAGCAAAACGAAAGGCUGAAAAUCAUUCUUUCAUCCAGCCACACAGCAAAACGAAAGGCCAGAAAAAAUUACCUUUCAUCCAGCCAAGGCCAGCCACACACAGCAAAACGAAAGGCCAGAAAAUCAUUCUUUUCAUCCAGCCACACAGGCAAAACGAAAGGCCAGAAAAUCAUUUUUCAUCCAGCCACACAGCAAAAAUUGAAAGGCCAGAAAAAUCAUUCUUUCAUCCAGCCACACAGCAAAACGAAAGGGCCAGAAAAUCAUUCUUUCAUCCAGCCACACAGCAAAACGAAAGGCCAGAAAAAAUCAUUCUUUCAUCCACACAGCAAAACGAAAGGCCAGAAAAAAUCAUUCUUUCAUCCCAGCCACACAGCAAAACGAAAGGCCAGAAAAAUCAUUCUUUCAUCCAGCCACACAGCAAAAAAAUCGAAAACGGCCAGAAAAUCAUUCUUUCAUCCAGCCACAGCAAAACGAAAAGGCCAGGAAAUCAAUCUUUCACCCACACCAGCAAAACGAAAGGCCGGAAAAUCAUUUUUUCACCCAGCCACACAAAAAACGAAAGGCCAGAAAAUCAUUCUUUCACCCAGCCACACAGCAAAACGAAAAGGCCAGAAAAGGCUAAAACGAAAAAAUCAUUCUUUUCAUCCAGCCACACAGCAAAACGAAAGGCCAGAAAAUCAUUCUUUCAUCCAGCCACACAGCAAAACGAAAGGCCAGAAAAUCGUUCUUUCAUCCAGCCACAGCAAAAACGAAAGGCCAGAAAAUCAUUCUUUCAUCCAGCCACACAGCAAAAACGAAAGGCCAGAAAAUCAUUCUUUUCAUCCAGCCACACAGCAAAACGAAAGGCCAGAAAAUUAUUCUUUCAUCCAGCCACACAGCAAAACGAAAGGCCAGAAAAAUCAUUCUUUCAUCCACCACACAGCAAAACGAAAGGCCAGAAAAUCAUUCUUUCCAGCCACACAGCAAAACGAAAGGCCAGAAAUCAUUCUCAUCCAGCCACACAGCAAAACGAAAGGCCAGAAAAUCAUUCUUUCACCCAGCCACACAGCAAAUCAUUCUUUUUCAUCCAGCCACACAGCAAACGAAAGGCCAGAAAAUCAUUCUUUCAUCCAGACACACAGCAAAACGAAAGGCCAGAAAAUCAUUCUUUCACCCAGCCACACAGCAAAACGAAAGGCCAAGAAAAUCAUUCUUUCAUCCAGCCACACAGCAAAACGAAAAGGCCAGAAAAUCAUUCUUUCACCCAGCCACACAGCAAAACGAAAAGGCCAGAAAAAUCAUUCUUUCAUCAGCCACACAGCAAAACGAAAGGCCAUUCUUUCAUCCAGCCACAGCAAAACGAAAGGCCAGAAAAUCAUUCUUUUUCACCCAGCCACACAGCAAAACGAAAGGCCAGAAAAGCCACCCAGCCACAAGAAAAACGAAAGGCCAGAAAAUCAUUCUUUCAUCCAGCCACAACAGCAAAAAAAUUCUUUCAUCGAAAGGCCAGAAAAUCAUUCCAUCCAGCCACACAGCAAAACGAAAGGCCAGAAAAUCAUUUUUCACCCAGCCACACAGCAAAACGAAAGGCCAGAAAAUCAUUCUUUUUCAACCAAACAUGCAAAACGAAAGGCAGAAAAUCAAAACGAAACGAAAGGCCAGAAAAAUCAUUCUUUCAUCCAGCCACACAAAAAAAGGCCAGCAAAACGAAAAAAAGGCCUGAAAAACAUUCUUUCACCCAGCCACACAAAAAACGCAAACGAAAACGGCCAGAAAAUCAUUCUUUCACCCAGCCACACAAAAACGAAAGGCCAGAAAAUCAUUCUUUUCAUCAGCCACAGCAAAACGAAAAGGCCAAAAUCAUUAUUUUCAUCCAGCCACAGAAAAACGAAAGGCUGCCAGAAACAUUCUUUCAUCCAGCCACAGCAAAAAACGAAAGGCCAGAAAAUCAUUCUUUCAUCCACAGCAAAACGAAAGGCCAGAAAAUCAUUCUUUCACCCACAGCAAAACGAAAGGCCAGAAAAAUCAUUCUUUUCACCCAGCCAAAACAAAACGAAAGGCCAGAAAAUCAUUCUUUUCACCCAGCCACACAGCAAAACGAAAGGCCAGAAAAUCAAUCUUUUCACCCAGCCACACAGCAAAACGAAAGGCCAGAAAAUCAUUCUUUCACCCAGCCACACAGCAAAACGAAGGCCACAUUCUUUCAUCCAGCCAAAAAACGAAAGGCCAGCAUUCUUUCACCCAGCCACACAGAAAACUAAAAUGAAAAAUCAUUCUUUCACCCAGCCACACACAGCAAAACGAAAAGGCCAGAAAAUCAUUUUUCACCCAGCCACACAGCAAAAAAUCAACCCAGCCACACAGCAAAACGAAAGGCUAAAAAUCAUUCUUUCGCCACUACAGCAAAACGAAAGGCCAGGAAAAAUCAUUUUUCAUCCAGCCACACAGCAAAACGAAAGGCCAGAAAAAAAAUCAUUCUUUCCGCAGCCAAAAACGAAAGGCCAGAAAAUCAUUCUUUUCAUCCAGCCACACAGCAAAACGAAAGGCCAGAAAAUCCAUUCUUUCACCCAGCCACACAGCAAAACGAAAGGCCAGAAAAUCAUUCUUUUCAUCCCCAGCCACACAGCAAAACGAAAGGCCAGAAAAUCAUUCUUUCAUCCAAAACACAGAAAAUCAUUCUUUCAUCCAGCCACAAAAAACGAAAGGCCAGAAAAUCAUUCUUUCACCCAGCCACACAGCAAAACGAAAAGAACAGAAAAUCAUUCUUUCAUCCAGCCACACAGCAAAACGAAAGGCCAGAAAAAUCAUUCUUUCAUCCAGCCACACAGCAAAACGAAAGGCCAGAAAAUCAUUCUUUCACCCAGCCACAAAAACGAAAGGCCAGAAAAAUCAUUCUUUCACCCAGCCACAGCAAAACGAAAGGCCAGAAAAUCAUUCUUUCAUCCAGCCACAGCAAAACGAAAGGCCAGAAAAUCAUUCUUUCACCCAGCCACACAGCAAAACGAAAGGCCAGAAAAAUCAUUCUUUCACCCAGCCACACAGCAAACGAAAGGCCAGAAAAAUCAUUCUUCAUCCAGCCACAGCAAAACGAAAGGCCAGAAAAUCAUUCUUUCACCCAGCCACACAGCAAAACGAAAGGCUGUAAAAUCAUUCUUUCACCAGCCACACAGGCAAAACGAAAGUGGCCAGAAAAUCAUUCACCCAGCCACACAGCAAAACGAAAGGCCAGAAAAUCAUUCUUCAUCCAGCCACACAGCAAAACGAAAGGCAAAAAUUUCUUUCACCCAGCCAUUAGCAAAAACGAAAAGGCCAGAAAAUCAUUUUUUCAUCCAGCCACACCAGCCACACAGCAAACGAAAGGCCAGAAAACCAUUUCUUCAUCCAGCCACACAGCAAACGAAAGCGCUAGAAAACAUUCUUUCACCCAGCCACAGCAAAACGAAAGGCCAGAAAAUCAUUCUUCAUCCAGCCACACACCACACAGCAAAAACGAAAGGCCAGAAAAAUCAUUUUUUCACCCAGCCACAGAAACAAAACGAGGCUGAGAAAAUCAUCCAGCCACAGCAAAACAAAGGCAAAACGAAAAACCAGAAAAUCAUUCUUUCACCCCAGCCACACAGCAAACGAAAGGCCAGAAAAAUCAUUCUUUCACCCCAGCCACACAGCAAAACGAAAGGCCAGAAAAUCAUUCUUUCAUCCAGCCACACAGCAAAACGAAAGGCCAGAAAAGAAAUCAUUCUUUCAUCCAGCCACACAGCAAAACGAAGGCCAGAAAAUCAUUCUUUCAUCCAGCCACACAGUAAAACGAAAGGCCAGAAAAAUCAUUCUUUCACCCAGCCACACAGCAAAACGAAAGGCCAGAAAAUCAUUCUUUCAUCCAGCCACAGCAAAACGAAAGGCCAGAAAAUCAUUCUUUCACCCAGCCACACAGCAAAACGAAAAGGCCAGAAAAUCAUUCUUUCACCCAGCCACACAGCAAAGGAAAUCAUUCUUUCAUCCAACACAGCAAAACCUUUCACCAGAAAGGCCAGAAAAACAUUCUUUCACCCAGCCACACAGCAAAACGAAAGGCCAGAAAAACCAUUCUUUCACCCAGCCACACAGCAAAACGAAAGGCCAGAAAAUCAUUCUUUCAUCCAGCCACAGCAAAACGAAAGGCCAGAAAAACCAUUCUUUCAUCCAGCCACACAGCAAAACGAAAGGCCAGAAAAAUCAUUCUUUCAUCCAGCCACAGCAAAACGAAAGGCCAGAAAAUCAUUCUUUCACCCAGCCACACAGCAAAACGAAAGGCCAGAAAAUUUUCUUUCAUCAGCCACACAGCAAAACGAAAGGCCAGAAAAUCAUUCUUUCAUCCAGCCACACAGCAAAACGAAAGGCCAGAAAAUCAUUCUUUCAUCCCAGCCACACAGCAAAACGAAAGGCCAGAAAAUCAUUCUUUCACCCCAGCCACACAGCAAAACGAAAGGCCAGAAAAAUCAUUCUUUCCCAGCCACACAGCAAAACGAAAGGCCAGAAAAUCAUUCUUUCACCCAGCCACACAGCAAAACGAAGGCCAGAAAAUCAUUCUUUCAUCCCGCGACACAGCAAAACGAAAGCCAGAAAAAAAGGCGUUCGUUCUUUCACCACACAGCCACACAGCAAAACGAAAGCCAGAAAAUCAUUCUUUCAUCCAGCCACACAGCAAAACGAAAGGCCAGAAAAUCGAACAAGCAGAAAAUCUUUCAUCAACCACACAGCAAAACGAAAGGCCAGAAAAAUCAUUCUUUCACCCAUCCACACAGCAAAACGAAAGGCCAAAAAUCAUUCUUUCAUCCAGCCACACAGCAAAACGAAAGGCCAGAAAAUCAUUCUUUCACCCAGCCACACAGCAAAACGAAAGGCCAGAAAAUCAUUCUUUCACCCAGCCCACACAGCAAAACGAAAGGCCAGAAAAUCAUUCUUUCAUCCAGCCACACAGCAAAACGAAAACGGCCAGAAAAUCAUUCUUUCACCCAGCCACACAGCAAAACAAAAAUGAAAAUCAUUCUUUCCCAGCCACACAGCAAACGAAAGGCCAGAAAAAUCAUUCUUUCACCCAGCCACACAGCAAAACGAAAACGGCCAGAAAAUCAUUCUUUCACCCAGCCACACAAAAAACGAAAGGCCAGAAAAUCAUUCUUUCACCCAGCCACACAGCAAAACGAAAGGCCAGAAAAAAUCAUUCUUUCACCCAGCCACACAGCAAAACGAAAGGCCAGAAAAUCAUUCUUUCACCCAGCCACACAGCAAAACGAAAGGCCAGAAAAAUCAUUCUUUCACCCAGCCACAGCAAAACGAAGGCCAGAAAAUCAUUCUUUCACCCAGCCACACAGCAAAACGAAACACCAGAAAAAAAUCAUUCUUUCAUCCAGCCACACAGCAAAACGAAAGGCCAGAAAAUCAUUCUUUCACCCAGCCCACACAGCAAAAAACGACAGCAAAACGAAAGGCCAGAAAAUCGUUCUUUUCAUCAGCCACCACACAGCAAAACAGAAAGGCCAGAAAAAAUCAUUCUUUCAGCCACACAGCAAAACUAAAGGCCAGAAAAUCCUUUCAGCCACACACAAAACGAAAGGCCAGAAAUCAAAAGCAAAACGAAGGCCAGAAAAUCGUUCUUUCACCCAGCCCACACAGCAAAACAAAACUGAAAGGCCAGAAAAUCAUUCUUUCACCCAGCCACAGCAAAACGAAAGGCCAGAAAAUCAUUCUUUCAUCCAGCCACACAAAAGCAAAAAUGUUCUUUCAUCCAGCCACACGAAAGGCCAGAAAAUCAUUCUUUCACCCAGCCACACAGCAAAACGAAAAAAAUCAUUCUUUCAUCCAGCAGAAAAAUCAUUCUUUCAUCCACCACACAGCAAAACGAAAGGCCAGAAAAUCAUUCUUUCAAAGCCAAAAGUGAAAAAUCACCGCAGCAAAACCAGCAAACGAAAAAAACAUUCUUUCAUCCAGCCACACAGCAAAACGAAAGGCCAGAAAAUCAUUCUUUCAUCCAGCCACACAAAAACGAAAACGGCCAGAAAAUCAUUCUUUCAAAACGAAAGGCGAAAAUCCACACAGCAAAACGAAAGGCAGAAAAAAUCAUUCUUUCACCCAACCACACAGCAAAACGAAAGGCCAGAAAAUCAUUCUUUCAUCCAGCCACACAAAACGCAAAAAUCGAAAGGCCAGAAAAUCAUUCUUUCAUCCAGCAAAACACAGCAAAAACGAAAACGAAACCAGAAAAUCAUUCUUUCAUCCAGCCACACAGCAAAACGAAAAAGGCCAGAAAAAUCAUUCUUUCUCACCCAGCCACACAGCAAAACGAAAAACAGGCCAGAAAAUCAUUCUUUCAUCCAGCCACACAGCAAAACGAAAGGCCAGAAAAUCAUUCUCUCCACCCAGCCACACGAGCAAAACGAAAGGCCAGAAAAAAUCAUUCUUUCAUCCAGCCACACAGCAAAAACGAAAGGCCAGAAAAAUCAUUCUUUCACCCAGCCACACACAGCAAAACGAAAGGCCGAAAAUCAUUCUUCUUUCAUCCAGCCACACAGCAAAACGAAAGGCCAGAAAAUCAUUCUUUCACCCAGCCACAAACAAAAAUGCAAAACUUUCAUCCCAGCCACAGAAAACGAUCAUUCUUUCAUCCACCACACAGCAAAACGAAAGGCCAGAGAAUCAUUCUUUCAUCCAGCCACACAGCAAAACGAAAGGCCAGAAAAUCCCAUUCUUUCACCCAGCCACACAGCAAAACGAAAGGCCAGAAAAUCAUUCUUUCAUCCAGCCACACAGCAAAACAAAGGCCACAUUCUUUCAUCCAGCCAAAAACGAAAGGCCGAAAAUCAUUCUUUCAUCCAAAAAACGACAACAGAAAACGGCCAGAAAAUUGUUCUUUCAUCCAGCCACACAGCAAAACGAAAGGCCAGCAAAACGAAAGGUCAUUCUUUCAUCCAGCCACACAGCAAAACGAAAGGCCAGAAAAUCAUUCUUUCAUCCAGCCACACAGCAAAACGAAAGGCUUUCAUCCAGCCACAAAUCAUUCUUUCAUCCAGCCACACAGCAAAACGAAAGGCCAGAAAAAUCAUUCUUUCAUCCAGCCACAAUAAAACGAAAGGCCAGAAAAUCAUUCUUUCAUCCAGCCACACAGCAAAACGAAAGGCCAGAAAAUCAUUCUUUCACCAGCCACACAGCAAAACGAAGGCGAAAAUCAUUCUUUCGUCCAGCCACACAGCAAAACGAAGGCCAGAAAUCGUUCUUUCACCAGCCACACAGCAAAACGAAGAACAGAAAAUCAUUCUUUCAUCCAGCCACACAGCAAGAGCAGAGGCCGGAAAGUCGUUCUUUCCACCUGACCACGGCAAAACGAAAGGCCAGAAAAUCGUUCUUUCGCAGCCACACAGCAAAACGAAGGCCAGAAAAUCGUUCUUUCACCCAGCCACGGCAAAACGAAGGCCGGAAAAUCGUUCUGCCCAGCCACAGCAAACGAAAGGCCGAAAAUCCAAACGAAAGGCCAGAAAAUCGUUCUUUCACCAACCACGCACAGCAAAACGAAAGGCCAGAAAAUCAUUCUCAUCCAUCCACAGCAGCAAAACGAAAGGCCAGAAAAUCGUUCUUUCAUCCAGCCACACAGCAAAACGAAAGGCGAAAACGGCCAGAAAAUCAUUCUUUCACCCCCAGCCACAGCAAACGAAAGGCCAAAAAUCAUUCUUUUCAUCCAGCCACACAGCAAAACAAAGAAAGGCCAGAAAAGCAUUCUUUCACCCACCACACAGCAAAACGAAAGGCAAAACGAGAAAAUCGUUCUUUCACCCAGCCACACAGCAAAACGAAAGGCCAGAAAAUCGUUCUUUCAUCCAGCCACACAGCAAAACGAAAGGCCAGAAAAUCGUUCUUUCGCAGCCACUCAGCAAAACGAAACGGCCAGAAAAUCGUUCUUUCACCCAGCCACACAGCAAAUCCACGAAAACGGCCAGAAAAUCAUUCUUUCACCCAGCCACACAGCAAAACGAAAGGCCAGAAAAUCAUUCUUUCAUCCAGCCACACACAGCAAAACGAAAAUGCCAAAAAUCAUUCUUUCACCCAACCACACGUAAAACGAACGGCCAGAAAAUCAUUCUUUCGCAACCACACAGCAAAACGAAAGGCCAGAAAAAUCAUUCUUUCAUCCAUCCACACACAGCAAAACUGAAGGCCAGAAAAUGUUCUUUUCCUGCCCCAAUACACAGCAAAACGAAGGCCAAAAAUCAUUCUUUCACCCCAGCCACACAGCAAAACGAACGGCCAGAAAAAUCAUUUCUUUCGCCCACCCACAGCAAAACGAAAGGCCAGAAAAUCAUUCUUUCGUCCAGCCACAGCAAAGCGAAACGCCAGAAAAUCGUUCUUUCACCCCGCCCACAGCAAAACGAAAGAACAGAAAAUCAUUCUUUCAUCCAACCACACAGCAAAACCCGGAAAAAUCAUUCUUUCACCCAGCCACACAGCAAAACGAAAGGCCAGAAAAUCGUUCUUUCGUCAGCCACACAGCAAAACGAAAGGCCAGAAAAUCAUUCUUUCGCAACCACACAGCAAAACAAAGGCCAAAAAUCAUUCUUUCAUCCAGCCACACAGCAAAACGAAAUGAAAAUCAUUCUUUCACCCAGCCCACAACAAAACGAAGAACAGAAAAUCAUUCUUUCAUCCAGCCACAGCAAAACGAAAAGCCAGAAAAUCAUUCUUUCAUCCAGCCACACAGCAAAACGAAAGGCCAGAAAAUCAUUCUUUCACCCAGCCACACAGCAAAACGAAAGGCCAGAAAAUCAUUCUUUUCACCCACAGCACACACAGCAAAACGAAAGGCCAGAAAAUCAUUCUUUCAUCCCCAGCCACAGCAAAACGAAGGCCAGAAAAAUCCCAUUCUUUCACCCAGCCACAGCAAAACGAAAGGCCAGAAAAUCAUUCUUUCACCCCAACCCACACAGCAAAACGAAAAGCCAAUCGUUAUUUCACUGCAAACACAGAAAACGGCCAGAAAAUCAUUCUUUCAUCAACCACACAGUGAAACGAAAGCCAGAAAAUCAUUCUGCUCAUCCAGCCACACAGCAAAACGAAAAAACCAGAAAAUCGUGCUCGCAGCCACACAGCAAAACGAAAAUGAAAAUCGUUCUUUCGUCCAGCCACACAGCAAAACGAAAGGCAGAAAAUCGUUCUUUCAUCCAACCCACACAGCAAACAGAAAAGGCGAAAAUCGUUCAUUCGUCAGCCACAGCAGCAAAACGAAAGGCAGAAAAUCGUUCUUUCACCCACCACAGCAAAACGAAGGCCAGAAAAAUCAUUCUUUCACCAGCCACACAGCAAAACGAAAGGCCAGAAAACCAUUCUUUCCCCAUCCCAACCACAGAACAAAAACGAAAGGCCAGAAAAUCAUUCACUCAUCCAGCCACACAGCAAAACGAAAGGCCAGAAAAUCAUUCUUUCACCAGCCACAUCAAAACGAAAGGACAAAAUCAUUCUUUCAUCAACCACACAGCAAAAACGAAAAUAUUGAAAAAUCCCCCAAAAAAUCAUUCUUUCAUCCACAACAAAACGAAAGGCCAGAAAAUCAUUCUUCCGCAAAACGAAACGGGCCAGAAAAUCAUUCUUUCACCUAACCACACAGUAAAACGAAAGGCCAGAAAAAAUCAUUCUUUCGCAGCCACAGCAGCAAACGAAAGGCCAGAAAAUCAUUCUUUCAUCCAGCCACCAGCAAAACAGGCCAAAAAUCAUUCUUCAUCCAGGCAAAACCAGAAAAUCGUUCUUUCCCACACAGCAAAAACGAAAGGCCAGAACAUCAUUCGUUCUCACCCAGCCAAUAUUGUAAAACAGAAAGGCCAGAAAAUCAUUCUUUCAUCCAGCCACACAGCAAAACGAAAGGCCAGAAAAUCAUUCUUUCAUCCAGCCACAGCAAAACGAAAAGAAAAAAUCAUUCUUUCAUCAGCCACACCGAAAACGAAAAGAGCAGAAAAAUCAUUCUUUCACCCCCAAUACACAGCAAAACGAAAGCCAGAAAAUCCAUUCACUCAUCCAACCACACAGCCAAAACGAAGGCCAAUCCGAUUCUUUCGUCCAGCCACACAGCAAAACGAAAAGGCCGAAAAAGCAUUCUUUCAUCCAGCCACACAGCAAAACGAAAGGCCAGAAAAUCAUUCUUUCACACAGCCACAAAAAAGCAAAACGAAAAAUGAAAAUCAUUCUUUCACAGCCACACAGCAAAACGAAAGGCCAGAAAAUCGUUCUUUCACCCAUCCAUACAGCAAACGAAAGCCAGAAAAUCAUUCUUUCACCCAACCGCACGGCAAAACGAAAGCCCGAAAAAUCAUUCUUUCUGCCACAGCAAAACGAAAAGGCCAGAAAAUCAUUCUUUCGCCAGCCACUCAGCAAAACGAAAGGCCAGAAAAUCAUUCUUUGUAUUUUACACAGCAAAACGAAAGGCCAGAAAAAUCAUUCUUUCGUCACCCAACCACAGCAAAACGAAAGGCCAGAAAAUCAUUCUUUCAUCCAGCCACACAGCAAGGCAAAACAGAAAAAUCGUUCUUUCGUCAGCCACACAGCAAAACGAAGGCCGAAAAUAUUCUUUCAUCCAUCCACCACAGCAAAACGAAAAUGAGAAAAUCAUUCUUUCAUCCGGCCACACAGCAAAACGAAAGGCCGAAAAUCGUUCUUUCAUCCAAGGCCACACAGCAAAACCACAUCAAAACAGUGAAAAAAAUCUUCUUUCACCUCACCACAGCAAACGAAAGAUGCAUUCUUUCAUCCAAUAAAAAUCCAGUGUUCUUUCAUCCAGCCACACAGCAAAACGAAAGGCAGAAAAUCAUUCUUUCAUCCGAAGCCAUCCAAUACAGCAAAACCGAAAGGCCAGAAAAUCACAAUUUCCUUUCAUCCAGCCACGCAGCAAACGAAAGGCCAGAAAAUCAUUCUUUCAUCAACCACACAAGCAAAACGAAAGGCGAAAAAUCAUUCUUUCAUCCAGCCACAGCAAAACGAAAGAUGAAAAUCGUUCUUUCACCCAGCCACAGCAAAACGAAAGGCAAAAAUCGAGCCACACAGCAAAAUGAUUCUUCAAUCAUCCACGCAGCAAAGGCCAGAAAAUCAUUCUUUCACCAGCCACACAUCAAACGAAAGGCCGAAAAUCAUUCUUUCACCAGCCACAGCAAAACGAAGGCCAGAAAAUCCCACACAGCAAAACGAAGAAAAAUCGUUAACAUCCAGAAAAACGAAAAUUCUUUCAUCCAGCCACACAGCAAAAAGGCCAGAAAAUCAUUCUUUCAUCCACACAGCAAAACGAGCAGAAAAUCAUUAUUCGCAACCGCACAGGCCAGAAAAUCAUUCUUUCAUCCAGCCACACAGCAAAACGAAAGGCCAGAAAAUUGUUCUUUCAUCCAGCCACACAGCAAAACGAAAAACCAGAAAAUCAUUCUUUCGUCCAGCCACACAGCAAAACGAGGCCGAAAAUCAUUCUUUCAUCAGCCACACAGCAAAACGAAAGGCCAGAAAAACAUUCUUUCAUCAGCCACACAAGCAAAACGAAAGGCCAGAAAAUCAUUCUUUCGUCCACCACACAGCAAACGAAAGGCCAGAAAAUCAUUCUUUCAUCCAGCCACACAGCAAACGAAAGCAGAAAAAUCGUUCUUUCAUCCACCACAGCAAACGAAAGGCCAGAAAAUCGUUCUUUCGUCAACCACAGCAAAACAGCAAAACUCGUCAAGGCAAAAAAAUCAUUCUUUCUUAGCCACACAGCAAAACGAAAAAAUGAAAAAUCAUUCUUUCACUAUACACAGCAAAACGAAAAGGCCAGAAAAUGUUUCUUUCAUCAACCCACACAGCAAAACAAAGGCCAGAAAAUCGUUCUUUCAUCCCCAUACAGCAAAACGAAAGGCCAGAAAAUCGUUCUUUCACAGCCACCCAUCAAACAAAAUGAAAAUCGUUCUUUCACCCCAGCCACAGCAAAACGAAAAGGCCAGAAAAUCAUUCUUUCACCAGCCACCAGCAAACGAAAAGGCCAAAAAUCAUUCUUUCAUCAGCCACACAGCAAAACGAAGGGCCAGAAAAACAUUCUUUCAUCCAGGCACACAGCAAAACGAAAGGCCGAAAAAUCGUUCUUUCAUCCAGCCACACAGCAAAACGAAAGGCCAGAAAAUCAUUCUUUCAUCCAGCCACAGCAAAACGAAAGGCCAAAAAUUAUUCUUUCAUCCAGCCGCACAACAAAACGAAAGCCAGAAAAUCAUUCUUUCUUCCCAGCCACACAGCAGCAAAACGAAAGGCCGAAGAAAAUCCCACUGGCAAAACGAAAGGCCAGAAAAUCAUUCUUUCAUCCAGCCACACAGCAAAACGAAAGGCCAAAAAUCAUUCUUUCCACCCACACAGCAAACGAAAGGCCAGAAAAUCAUUCUUUUCCAGCCAAAUAAAACAGAAAAUCCACCACAGCAAAACGAAAGGCCAGAAAAUCGUUCUUUUCACCCAUACACAGCAAAACGAAAAGCCAGAAAAUCGUUCUUUCGUCCAACCACACAGCAAAACGAAAGGCCUGAAAAUCGUUCUUUCGCAACCACACAGCAAACGAAAACCAGAAAAUCAUUCUUUCAUCCAGCCACGCAGCAAAACGAAAGGCAAAAAUCAUUCUUUUUCCAGCCACAGCAAAACGAAAAGCCAGAAAAAAACAUUCUUUCAUCCAGCCACACAGCAAAACGAAAGCCGGAAAAUCAUUCUUUCACCCAGCCACACAACCGCAAAACGAAAGGGCCGAAAAUCAUUCUUUCAUCAACCACACAACAAAACAAGGCCAAAAAUCGUUUCUUUCCGCAGCCACCACAAAACGAAAGGCCAGAAAAUCAUUCUUUCACCCAGCCACAGCAAAACGAAAGGCCAGAAAAAUCAUUCUUUCAACUACACAGCAAAACAAAGGCCAAAAAUCAUUCUUUCCCCCAGCCACACAGUAAAACGAACUGCCAGAAAAUCAUUCUUUCGUCAACCACAGCAAAACGAAAAGGCCUGAAAAUCAUUCUUUCAUCCAGCCACACAGCAAAACGAAAGGCCAGAAAAUCAUUCUUUUCACCCAACCACAGUAAAAACGAAGGCCAGAAAAUCGUUCUUUCACCCAGCCACACAGCAAACAAAGCCAGAAAAUCAUUCUUUCAUCCAGCCACAGCAAAACGAAAGGCCAGAAAAUCAUUCUUUCCGCAGCCACACAGCAAACGAAAGGCCAGAAAAUCGCCAGAAAAUCAUUCUUUCUUAACCACCACAGCAAAACGAAAGGCCAGUCGUUCAUUCUUUCCCAACCACAGCAAAACGAGAAAGGCCAAAAAUCGUUCUUUCACCCAGCCACACAGCAAAACGAAAGGAAAAUCCUUUCACCCAACCACAGAAAAUCCAAUCUUUCUUUCGUCAACCACACAACAAAACGAAGGCCAGAAAAUCAUUCUUUCGCAAUACACAGCAAAACGAAAGGCCAGAAAAUCGAUGUUCUUUCGCAGCCACACGGUAAAACGAAAGGCCAGAAAAUCAUUUUUCACCCAGCCACACAGCAAACGAAAGGCCAGAAAAUCAUUCUUUCGCAAGCCACACAGCAAACGAAAAGGCCAGAAAAUCAUUCUUUCAUCCCAGCCAGAAAAACCACACACAGCAAAACGAAGGCCAGAAAAUCGUUUUCUUUCGCAGCCACAGCAAAACGAAAGGCCAGAAAAAUCAUUCUUUCACCAGCCACACAGUAAAACGAAAGCCGAAAAUCAUUCUUUCAUCAACCCACACAGCAAAACGAAAGGCCAGAAAACCAUUCUUUCAUCCAAUACAGCAAAACGAAGGCAGAAAAUCAUUCUUUCGCCCAACCACAGCAAACGAAAAGCCAGAAAAAUGUUCUUUCGCCACCACACAGCAAAACGAAGGCCAGAAAAUCGUUCUUUCAUCCAGCCGCACAGCAAAACGAAGGCAGAAAAUCAUUCUUUCACCCAGCCACACAGCAAAACGAAAGGCCAGAAAAUCACGUUCUUUCACCAGCCACAGCAAAACGAAAGGCCAGAAAAUCAUUCUUUCACCCAACCACAGCAAACGAAAGAAAGCCAGAAAAUCGUUCUUUCACCCAGCCACACAGCAAAACGAAAAGCCAAAAAAUCAUUCUUUCACCCACCACACAGCAAAACGAAAGGCCGAAAAUCAUUCUUUCAUCCAGCCACAGCAAAAACGAAAGGCCAGAAAAUCAUUCUUUCACCCAGCCACACAGCAAAACCGGGCCAGAAAAUCAUUCUUUCGUGUCCAGCCACAGCAAAACGAAAGGCCGAAAAUCGUUCUUUCAUCCAGCCACACAAAACGAAAGGCAGAAAAUCAUUCAUUUCGCCCCAGCCACACAGCAAAAAAUCACCGAGGUUUCAUCAGCCACACCUUCAAAACGAAGGCCGAAAAUCAUUCUUUCAUCCAGCCACACAGCAAAACGAAAGGCAGAAAAUCAUUCUUUCGUCACCCACACAACAAAACGAAAGGCCAGAAAAUCGUUCUUUCACCCAGCCACGGCAAACGAAAAGCCAGAAAAUCAUUCUUUCACCCACCACACAUAAAACAAAAGCCAGAAAAUCAUUCUUUCAUCAGCCACACAGCAAAACGCAAGCCAGAAAAUCGUUAUUCUUUCACCCAACCACACAGCAAAACGAAAGGCCAGAAAACCAUUCUUUCACCCAGGCACACAGCAAAACGAAGGCCAGAAAAUCGUUCUUUCACCCACCACACAGCAAAACGAAGGCCAGAAAAUCGUUCUUUCGUCCAGCCACAAAGCAAAACGAAAGGCCAGAAAAUCCAUUCUUUCACCCAUGCGAAGGCAAAACGAACAGCAAAAAAGAAAAUUUCUUUCGCAGCCACACACCAGCGACAGAACGGCCGGAAAACGUUCUCAUCCAGCCACACAGCAAAACGAAAAGCCUGAAAAUCAUUCUUUCAUCAGCCACACAGCAAAGCGAAGGCCAGAAAAUCAUUCUUUUUCACCCAGCCACACGCAAAAACGAAAGGCUGAAAAAUCAUUCUUUCACCAACCACGCAAAACGAAAAGGCCAGAAAAUCGUUCUUUUCACCCCAGCCGCUCAGAAAAACGGAAAGGCCAGAAAAAUCGAUGCUCAUCCAGCCACACAGCAAAACGAAAGGCCAGAAAAUCAUUCUUUCAUCCAGCCACACAGCAAAACGAAAGGCCAGAAAAAUCAUUCUUUCAUCCAGCCACAGCAAAACGAAAGGCCAGAAAAACAUUCUCAUCCAGAACCACAGCAAAAAUUGAAAGGCCAGAAAAUCAUUUUUCGCCACACGAAAACGAAAGGCCAGAAAAUUCAUUCUUUCACCCAGCCACACAGCAAAAACGAAAGGCCAGAAAAUCAUUCUUUUCACCCAGCCACACAAACAAAAACGCCAGAAAACCAUUCUUUCAUCCAGCCACACAGCAAAACGAAAGGCCAGAAAAUCAUUCUUUCACCCAGCCACUCACAGCAAACGAAAGGCCUGAAAAUCAUUCUUUCAUCCAUACCACAGCAAAACGAAAAGGCCAGAAAAUCAUUCUUUCACCCAGCCACACAGCAAAAAAAACGAAAGCCAGAAAAUCAUUCAUCCAGCCACCACAGCAAAACGAAAAUGAAAAUCGUUCUUUCACCCAGCCACACAGCAAAACGAAGGCCAGAAAUUCAUUCUUCACCAGCCACAGCAAAACAAGGCCCAGAAAAUCAUUCUUUCACCCAACCACAGCAAAACGAAAAGGCCAGAAAAUCAUUCUUUCACCCAGCCACACACCACACAGUAAAACGAAAGACGAAAAAUCAUUCUUUCAUCAGCCCACACAGCAAAACGAAAGGCCAAUCCGUUCUUUCAUCCAGCCACAGCAAAACGAAAAAACAGAAAAUCAUUCUUUCACCCAUCCACACAGCAAAACGAAAGGCCAGAAAAUCGUUUCUUUCACCCCAACCACACAGCAAAACGAAAGGCCAGAAAAUCAUUCUUUCACCAGCCACACAGCAAACGAAGGCCAGAAAAUCAUUCUUUCACCCAGCCACACAAAACGAAAACGAAAAAAUCGUUCUUUUCAUCAACCACAGCAAAACGAAAACCAGAAAAUCAUUCUUUCAUCCACCACACAGCAAAACGAAAGGCCAGAAAAUUAUUCUUUCAUCCACCACACAGCAAAACAAAGGCCAGAAAAUCAUUCUUUCAUCCCCACACAGCAAACAGCAAACGAAAGGCCAGAAAAUCAUUCUUUCACCCAGCCACACAGCAAAACGAAAGGCCAGAAAAUCAUUCUUUCAUCCAGCCACACAGCAAAACCAUUCUUUUCAAGCCACACACAGAAAAUCGUUCUUUCGUCAGCCACACAGCAAAACGAAAGGCCAGAAAAUCAUUCUUUCAUCCCAACCAAACAAAGGCCAAAAUGAAAACAACAAAACGAAGGCCAGAAAAUCAUUCUUUCAUCCACAGCCCACGAAAGGCAAAACGAAGGCAAAACGAGAAAAUCAUUCUUUCCCGGCCACACAGCAAAACGAAAGGCCAGAAAAUCAUUCUUUCAUCCAGCCACACAGCAAAAAAGGCGAAAAUCAUUAUUUCCGGCCACACAAAAACGAAAGGCCAGAAAAUCAUUCUUUCAUCCAGCCACACAGCAAAACGAAAGGCCAAGCCAAUCAGCCACAGCAAAAGCGAAAACCAGAAAAUGUUCUUUCAUCCAGCCACACAGCAAAACGAAGGCCAGAAAAUCAUUCUUUCACCCAGCCCGCACAGCAAAACGAAAGGCCAGAAAAACAUUCUUUCAUCCAGCCACACAAAAACGAAAGGCCAGAAAAUCAUUCUUUCAUCCAGCCACACAGCAAAACAGAAAAACCAGAAAAUCGUUCUUUCAUCCAGCCACACAGCAAACGAAAGGCGAAAUCAUUCUUUCAUCAGCCACACAGCAAAACGAAAGAAAAAUCAUUCUUUCGUCCAGCCACACAGCAAACGAAAAUCGGCCAGAAAAUCAUUCUUUCAUCCAGCCACAGCAAAACGAAAGGCCAGCCACAGCAAACGAAGGCCAGAAAAUCAUUCUUUCACCAGCCACACAGCAAACGAAAGGCCAAAAAUCAUUCUUUCAUCCACACAGCCACAGCAAAACGAAAGGAAAAUCAUUCUUUCACCCAGCCACACAGCAAAACGAAAGGCCAGAAAAGACCCCAGCCACACAGCAAAGCAAAGGCCAAGAAAAUCAUUCUUUCAUCAGCCACACAGCCGAGCCAGAAAAACCUUCUUUCAACAAAACGAAAGGCCAGAAAAUCAUUCUUUUCAUCCAGCCACACACAGCAAAACGAAAGGCCAGAAAAAUCAUUCUUUCACCCCAGCCACACAGCAAAAAACGAAAGGCCAGAAAAAACAUUCUUUCACCCCAGCCACACAGCAAAACGAAAGGCCAGAAAAUCAUUCUUUCAUCCAGCCACACAGCAAAACGAAAGGCCAGAAAAUCAUUCUUUCAUCCAGCCACACAGCAAAACGAAAGGCCAGAAAAUCAUUCUUUCACCCAGCCACACAGCAAAACGAAAGGCCAGAAAAUCAUUCUUUCACCCAGCCACACAGCAAAACGAAAGGCCAGAAAAUCAUUCUUUCAUCCAGCCACACAGCAAAACGAAAGGCCAGAAAAUCAUUCUUUUCAUCCAGCCACAGCAAAAAACGAAAGGCCAGAAAAUCAUUCUUUUCACCCAGCCACACAGCAAAACGAAAGGUUGUGAAAAUUAUUCUUUCAUCCAGCCACACAGCAAAACGAAAAGGCCAGAAAAUCAUUCUUUCAUCCAGCCACACAGCAAAACGAAAGACCAGAAAAUCAUUUUUCGGCCAUUAACACAGCAAAACGAAAGGCCAAAAAUCAUUCUUUCACCCAACCACACAGUAAAACAAAACGAAAGGCCACGAAAAUCAUUCUUUCAUCCAGCCACACAGCAAAACGAAAGGCCAGAAAAUCAUUCUUUUCAUCCAGCCACAGCCACAGUAAAACGAAAACGAAAGCCAAAAAUCAUUCUUUCACCCAGCCACACAGCAAAACGAAGGCCAAGCGUCCAUUCUUUCAUCCAGCCACACAGCAAAACGAAAGAAAAUCAUUCUUUCACCCAGCCACACAGAAAAUCAUUCUUUCAUCCAGCCACACAGCAAAACGAAAGGCCAGAAAAUCAUUCUUUCACCAGCCACACAGCAAAACGAAAGGCCAGAAAAUCAUUCUUUCCACCCAGCCACACAGCAAACGAAAGGCCGAAAAUCAUUCUUUCACCCAGCCACACAGCAAACGAAGGCGAAAAAUCAUUCUUUCAUCCAGCCACACAGCAAAACGAAAGGCGAAAAUCACAUUCUUUCAUCCAGCCACAGCAAAAAGAUGCAAAAUCAUUUCUUUCACCCCAGCCACACAGCAAAACGAAAAGCCAGAAAAUCAUUCUUUCAUCAACCCACACAGAAAACGAAAGCCAGAAAAUCAUUCUUUCAUCCAGCCACACAGCAAAACGAAAGGCCGAAAAUCAUUCUUUUCACCCAGCCACACAGCAAAACGAAAGGCCAGAAAAUCAUUCUUUUCACCCACGUAGGCACACAGCAAAACGAAAAAUGAAAAAUCAUUCUUUCAUUCAGUUACACAGCAAAACGAAAGCCGAAAAAUCAUUCUUUCAUCCAGCCACACAGCAAAACGAAAGGGGCCAGGGAAAAAAUCAUUCUUUCAUCCAGCCACACAGCAAAACGAAAGGCCAGAAAAAUCGUUCUUUCCCAGCCACACAGCAAAACGAAAGGCCAGAAAAAUCAUUCUACCCCAACCACACAGCAAACGAAAGGCCAGAAAAAUCGUUCUUUCACCCAACCACACACCUUAAACGAAAGGCCAGAAAAUCAUUAUUUCACGCAACCACACAGCAAAACGAAAAGCCAGAAGAAAAUCAUUCUUUCAUCAACCACAGCAAAACGAAGGCAAAACCCAAGGCAAACGAAAAUGAAAAUCAUUCUUUCAUCCAGCCACACAGCAAAACGAAAGGCCAGAAAAUCAUUCUUUCACCAGCCACACAGCAAAACGAAAGGCCGAAAAUCAUUCUUUCGCAGCCACAGCAACAAAAUCAGCUGCCCAACCACACAGCAAAACGAAAAGCCAGAAAAUCAUUCUUUCAUCCCAGCCACACAGCAAAACGAAAAAUCAUUCUUGGCAAAACGAAGAAAUCAUUCUUUCAUCCAGCCACACAGCAAAACGAAGGCCAGAAAAUCAUUCUUUCACCCAGCCACACAGCAAAACGAAAGAACAGAAAAUCGUUCUUUCGUCAUUCCACCACACCAGCAAAACGAAAGGCCAGAAAAUCAUUCUUUCACCCCAGCCACACAGCAAAACGAAAGGCCAGAAAAUCGUUCUUUCAUCCACCCCACCACAAAACGAAAAGGAAAAUCCAGAAAAUCAUUCUUUCACCCCAGCCACACAGCAAAACGAAAGGCCAAUCAUUCUUUCACCCAGCCAAAACGAAAGGCCAGAAAAUCUCAUUCUUUCAUCCAGCCACACAGCAAAACGAAAGGCCAGAAAAAUCAUUCUUUCAUCCAGCCACACACAGCAAAACGAAAAGGCCAGAAAAUCGUUCUUUCACCCCAACCACACACCACACAGCAAAACGAAGGCCAUUCUUUCAUCCAGCCAAAAUCAUUUCUUUCACCCAGCCACAGCAAAACGAAAGGCAAAAAUCAUUCUUUCACCCAGCCACACGGCAAAACGAAAAGGCCAGAAAAUCAUUCUUUCACCCACCCACAAUGCAAAACGAAGGCCAAAAAAUCAUUCUUUCAUCCAACCACAGCAAAAACGAAAAGCGAAAAAUCGACCCAGGCCAAGAAAACCAUUCUUUCACCCAGGCACACAGCAAAACGAAAGAGCCAGAAAAUCAUUCUUUUCACCCAGCCACACAGCAAAACGAAAGGCAAGAAAACCAUUCUUUCAUCCAGCCACACAGCAAAACGAAAAGCCAGAAAAUCAUUCUUUCACCCAGCCACACAGCAAAACGAAAGCCCGAAAAUCGUUCUUUCACCCAGCCACAAGUAAAACGAACGACCAGAGAAAAACGUUCUUUCACCCAGCCACACAGCAAAAAUCAUUCUUUCAUCCAGCCACACAGCAAAACGAAGGCGAAAAUCGUUCUUUCACCCAGCCACACAGCAAAACGAAAGGCCAGAAAAUCAUUCUUUCACCCAGCCACAGCAAAACGAAAGGCCAGAAAAUCAUUCUUUCACCCAGCCACACAACAAAACAAAAAAUCAUUCUUUCAUCCAGCCAAGGCCGAAAAAAAAAUCAUUCUUUCACCAGGCACACAACAAACGAAAAUCAUUCUUUCAUCCAGGCAAAACAAAGGCAAAAAUCGUUCUUUCACCCAGCCACACAGCAAAAACGAAAGGCCAAAAAUCAUUCUUUCACCCAUCCACCCCACAGCAAAACGAAAGGCCAGAAAAUCAUUCUUUCACCCAGCCACACAGCAAAACGAAAGGCCAAAGAAAAUCAUUCUUUCACAACCACACAGCAAAACGAAAGGCCAGAAAAACGUUCUUUCAUCCAACCACACAGCAAACAAAAAGCCAAAAAUCAUUCGACCCAACCCCUGUAAAACGAAAGGCGAAAAUCAUUCUUUUUCACCCAGCCACACAGCAAAACGAAAGGCCAGAAAAUCAUUCUUUCACCCCAGCCACACAACAAAACGAAAGGCCAGAAAAAAUCAUUCUUUCACCACACAGCAAAACGAAAGGCCAAAAUUCAUUCUUUCAUCCAUUUUAGAAAACGAAAGCCAGAAAAAUCAUUCUUUCGCAGCCACAGCCAAGGCCACAGCAAAACGAAAAUCAUUCUUUCGCAACCACAGUAAAAUCGUUCUCGUCAAUACCCCAGCCAAACAGCAAAGAAAAAUCAUUCUUUCAUCCAGCCACACAGCAAAACGAAAACGGCCAGAAAAAUCAUUCUUUCACCCAGCCACACAGCAAAACGAAAGGCCAGAAAAUCAUUCUUUCACCCAGCCACAGCAAACGAAAGGCCCAGAAAAUCGUUAUUUCACCCAUCCACAACCAAAACGAAAGGCCAGAAAAUCGUUCUUUCACCCCACACAGCAAAACGAAAGGCCAGAAAAUCAUUCUUUCAUCCACCACAAAACGAAAAACAAAAAUCAUUCUUCAUCCAGAACAGGCGAAAGGCCAAAAAUUGUUCUUUCAUCCAGCCACACACAGCAAAACGAAAGGCCAGAAAAAUCGUUCUUUCAUCCAGCCCACAGCAAAACGAAAGGCCAGAAAAUCAUUCUUUCAUCCAGCCACAGCAAAACGAAAAGCCAGAAAAUCAUUCUUUCAUCCAGCCACACAGCAAAACGAAAGGCCAGAAAAUCAUUCUUUCGGCCAGCCACACAGCAAAACGAAAGGCCAGAAAAUCAUUCUUUCGUCCAGCCACACAGCAAAACGAAAGGCCAGAAAUCAUUCUUUCAUCCAGCCACACAGCAAACGAAAGGCCAGAAAAUCAUUCUUUCAUCAGCCACACAGCAAAACGAAAGGCCAGAAAAUCGUUCUUUCAUCCAGCCACGGCGCAAAACGAAGGCCAGAAAAUCAUUCUUUCACCCCAGCCACACAGUAAAACGAAAAGGCCAUGAAAAUCAUUCUUUCAUCCAGCCACACAAAACGAAAGGCCAGAAAAUCAUUCUUUCACCCAGCCACAAAACAAAGCAAAACGAACAAGGCCCAGAAAAUCAUUCUUUCACCCAGCCACACAGCAAAACGAAAGGCCAGAAAAUCAUUCUUUCAUCCAGCCACACAGCAAACGAAAGGCCAGAAAAUCAUUCUUUCACCCCAGCCAAAGGCCAGCAAAACGAAACGAAAAGGCCAGAAAAUCAUUCUUUCAUCCAGCCACACACAGCAAAACGAAAGGCCAGAAAAUCAUUCUUUCAUCCCACACAGCAAAACGAAAAACAUUCUUUCAUCCUCACAGCAAAACGAAAGGCCAGAAAAUCAUUCUUUCAUCCAGCCACAGCAAAACGAAAGGCCAAAACGAAACAGCAAAAACGAAAGGCCAGAAAAACAUUCUUUCAUCCAGCCACACAGCAAAACGAAAGGCCAGAAAAUCAUUCUUUCAUCCAGCCACACACAGCAAAACGAAAGGCCAGAAAAUCAUUCUUUCACCCAGCCACACAGCAAAACGAAAGGCCAGAAAAUCAUUCUUUCAUCCAGCCACACAGCAAAACGAAAGAAAACAUUCUUUCCCAGCCAAAAAAACGAAAGCAAAACGAAAAGGCCAGAAAAUCCCAUUCUUUCACCCCAGCCAAAGGCCAAAAUCGCAAAAAAGACGAAAGGCCAGAAAAUCAUUCUUUCAUCCAGCCACACAGCAAAACGAAAAGCCAGAAAAUCGUUCUUUCACCCAGCCACACAGUAAAACGAAAAAUCAUUUUUCACCCAGCCACAGAAAAUCCAUUCUUUCAUCCAGCCACACAGCAAAACGAAAGGCCAGAAAAAAUCAUUCUUUCAAACACAGCAAAACGAAAGGCCAGAAAAAUAAUUCUUUCAUCACACAGCCACAUUCUUUCACCCAGCAAAACGAAAAGGCCAGAAAAUCAUUCUUUCAUCCCACACAGCCGACACAGCAAAACGAAAGGCCAGAAAAUCAUUCUUUCACCCAGGCACACCAGCAAAACGAAAGGCCAGAAAAUCAUUCUUUCAUCCAGCCACAGCAAAACGAAAGAAAAUCAUUCUUUCAUCCACAGCAAAACGAAAAGGCGAAAAUCAUUCUUUCAUCCAACCACACAGCAAAACGAAAGGCCAGAAAAUCAUUCUUUCAUCCACAGCCACACAGCAAAACGAAACGAAGGCCAGAAAAUCAUUCUUUCAUCCAGCCACACAGCAAACAAAGAAAAUCAUUCUUUCGCAACCACACAGCAAAAACGAAAGGAAAAUCGCCAGAAAAUCAUUCUUUCAUCCAGCCACACAGCAAAACGAAAGGCCAGAAAAUCAUUCUUUCACCCAGCCACACAGCAAAACGAAAAGAACAGAAAAUCAUUCUUUCAUCCAGCCACACAGCAAACGAAAGGCCAGAAAAUCAUUCUUUCAUCCAGCCACACAGCAAAACGAAAGGCCAGAAAAUCAUUCUUUCAUCCAGCCACACAAAAAGGCAAAAAUCGAGCCAAGGCCCAGAAAAUCAUUCUUUCACCCAGCCACACAGCAAAACGAAAGGCCAGAAAAUCAUUCUUUCACCCAGCCACACAGCAAAACGAAGGCCAGAAAAUCAUUCUUUCAUCCAGCCACACAGCAAAACGAAAGGCCAGAAAAUCAUUCUUUCAUCCAGCCACACAGCAAAACGAAAGGCCAGAAAAUCAUUCUUUUUCACCCAGCCACACAGCAAAACGAAAGGCCAGAAAAUCAUUCUUUCAGCCACACAGCCACACAGCAAAACGAAAGGCCAGAAAAACGUUCUUUCACCCAGAAAAAUCCACCAGCCACACAGCAAAACGAAAGGCCAUCCAGCCACAAAAAACGAAAGGCCAGAAAAAUCAUUCUUUCAUCCAGCCACACAGCAAAACGAAAGGCCAGAAAACCAUUCUUUCAUCCAGCCACACACAGCAAAACGAAAGGCCAGAAAAUCAUUCUUUCACACCCAACCACACAACAAAACGAAAGGCCAGAAAAUCAUUCUUUCACCCAGCCACACAGCAAAACGAAAGGCCAGAAAAUCAUUCUUUCAUCCAGCCACACAGCAAAACGAAAGGCCAGAAAAUCAUUCUUUCAUCCAGCCACACACAAAAACGAAAGGCUGAAAAUCCACCAGCAAAAACGAAAGGCCAGAAAAUCAUUCUUUCACCCAGCCACAGCAAACGAAAGGCCAGAAAAUCAUUCUUUCAUCCAGCCACACAGCAAAACGAAAGGCCAGAAAAUCAUUCUUUCAUCCAGCCACACAGCAAAAAACGAAAGGCCAGAAAAAUCGUUCUUUCACCCAGCCACACAGCAAAACGAAAGGCCAGAAAAUCGUUCAUUCAUCCAGCCACAGCAAAACGAAAGGCCAAAAAAUCAUUCUUUCACCCAGCCACAGCAAAACGAAAGGCCAGAAAAUCAUUCUUUCACCCAGCCACAGCAAACGAAAGGCCAGAAAAUCAUUCUUUCAUCCAGCCACACAGCAAAACGAAAGGCCAUCAUUCUUUCACCCAGCCACACACAAAAAACGAAAGGCCAGAAAAUCAUUCUUUCACCCAGCCACACAGCAAAACGAAAGGCCAGAAAAUCAUUCUUUCACCCAGCCACACCCACAGCAGCAAAACGAAAGGCCAGAAAAAUCAUUCUUUCAUCCAGCCACACAGCAAAACGAAAGGCCAGAAAAUCAUUCUUUCACCCAGCCACACAGCAAAACGAAAAGGCCAGAAAAAAUCAUUCUUUCAUCCAGCCACACAGCAAAACGAAAGGCCAGAAAAUCAUUCUUUCACCCAGCCACACAGCAAAACGAAAGGCCAGAAAAUCAUUCUUUCAUCCAGCCACACAGCAAAACGAAAGGCCAGAAAAUCAUUCUUUCACCCAGCCACACAGCAAAACGAAAGGCCAGAAAAUCAUUCUUUCACCCAGCCACACAGCAAAACGAAAGGCCAGAAAAUCAUUCUUUCACCCAGCCACACAGCAAAACGAAAGGCCAGAAAAUCAUUCUUUCGCAUCCAGCCACACAGCAAAACGAAAGGCCAGAAAAUCGUUCUUUCACCCCACACCAAAACGAAAGGCAGAAAAUCAAAACGAAACGAAAGGCCAGAAAAAUCAUUCUUUCAUCCAGCCACACAGCAAAACGAAAGGCCAGAAAAUCAUUCUUUCACCCAGCCACACAGCAAAACGAAAGGCCAGAAAAAUCAUUCUUUCACCAGCCACACAGCAAAACGCAAAGGCCAGAAAAUCAUUCUUUCACCCAGCCACACAAAAACGAAAGGCCAGAAAAUCAUUCUUUCACCCAGCCACAACGAAAAACGAAAAAAGAAAAUCAUUCUUUCCAGCCACACAGCAAAACGAAAGGCCAGAAAAUCAUUCUUUCACCCAGCCACAGCAAAACGAAAGGCCAGAAAAUCAUUCUUUCACCCAGCCACACAGCAAAAAAGGCCAAAAAUCAUUCUUUCAAACAGCAAAACGAAAGGCCAGAAAAUCAUUCUUUCAUCCAGCCACACAGCAAAACGCAAAAAUCGAACAGGCCAGAAAAAAUCAUUCUUUCAUCCAGCCACACAGCAAAACGAAAGGCCAGAAAAUCAUUCUUUCACCCAGCCACAGCAAAACAAAACCAGAAAAUCAUUUUUCAUCCAGCCACACAGAAAAAAACCAGAAAAUCAUUCUUUCAUCCAGCCACAGCAAAACGAAAAGCCAGAAAAUCAUUCUUUCAUCCAGCCAAAAAAACGAAAGGCCAGAAAAUCAUUCUUUCACCCAGCCACACAGCAAAACGAAAGGCCAGAAAAUCAUUCUUUCAUCCAGCCACAGCAAAACGAAAGGGCAGAAAAUCAUUCUUUCAUCCACACACAGCAAAACGAAAGGCCAGAAAAUCAUUCUUUCACCCAGCCACACAGCAAAACGAAAGGCCAGAAAAUCAUUCUUUCAUCCAGCCACACAGCAAAACGAAAGGCCAGAAAAUCAUUCUUUCACCCAGCCACACAGCAAAAACGAAAGGCCAGAAAAUCAUUCUUUCACCCAGCCACACAGCAAAACGAAAGGCCAGAAAAAUCAUUCUUUCAUCCCAGCCACACACAGCAAAACGAAAGGCCAGAAAAUCAUUCUUUCACCCAGCCACAGCAAAACGAAAGGCCAGAAAAUCAUUCUUUCAUCCAGCCACACAGCAAAACGAAAGGCCAGAAAAUCAUUCUUUCACCCAGCCACACAGCAAAACGAAAGGCCAAAAAUCAUUCUUUCAUCCAGCCACACAGCAAAACGAAAGGCCAGAAAAUCAUUCUUUCACCCAGCCACACAGCAAAACGAAAGGCCAGAAAAUCAUUCUUUCAUCCAGCCACACACAGCAAAACGAAAGGCCAGAAAAUCAUUCUUUCAUCCAGCCACACAGCAAAACGAAAGGCCAAAAAAUCAUUCUUUCACCCAGCCACACAGCAAAACGAAAGGCUAGAAAACCAUUCUUUCACCCAGCCACACAGCAAAACGAAAGGCCAGAAAAAUCAUUCUUUCAUCCAGCCACACAGCAAAACGAAAGGCCAGAAAAUCAUUCUUUCACCCAGCCACACAGCAAAACGAAAGGCCAGAAAAAUCAUUCUUUCAUCCAGCCACACAGCAAAACGAAAGGCCAGAAAAUCAUUCUUUCACCCAGCCACACAGCAAAACGAAAGGCCAGAAAAUCAUUCUUUCAUCCAGCCACACAAAAACGAAAGGCCAGAAAAUCAUUCUUUCAUCCAGCCACACAGCAAAACGAAAGGCCAGAAAAUCAUUCUUUCACCCAGCCAAACACAGCAAAACGAAAGGCCAAAAGAAAAUCAUUCUUUCACCCAGCCACACAGCAAAACGAAAGGCCAGAAAAUCAUUCUUUCACCCAGCCACACAGCAAAACGAAAAGGCCAGAAAAUCAUUCUUUCACCCAGCCACACAGCAAAACGAAAGGCCAGAAAAUCAUUCUUUCACCCAGCCACACAGCAAAACGAAAGGCCAGAAAAUCAUUCUUUCAUCCAGCCACACAGCAAAACGAAAGGCCAGAAAAUCAUUCUUUCACCCAGCCACACAGCAAAAACGAAAGGCCAGAAAAAUCAUUCUUUCACCCAGCCACACAGCAAAACGAAAGGCCAGAAAAUCAUUCUUUCACCCAGCCACACAGCAAAACGAAAGGCCAGAAAAAUCAUUCUUUCAUCCAGCCACAAAAAACGAAAGGCCAGAAAAUCAUUCUUUCACCCAGCCACACAAAAACGAAAGGCCAGAAAAUCAUUCUUUCCCAGCCACACAGCCAAACGAAAAAGGCCAGAAAAUCAUUCUUUCAUCCAGCCACAGCAAAACGAAAGGCCAGAAAAUCAUUCUUUCACCCAGCCACACAGCAAAACGAAAAGGCCAGAAAAUCAUUCUUUCACCCAGCCACACAGCAAAACGAAAGGCCAGAAAAUCAUUCUUUCACCCAGCCACACAGCAAAACGAAAGGCCAGAAAAAUCAUUCUUUCAUCCAGCCACACAGCAAAAACGAAAGGCCAGAAAAUCAUUCUUUCACCCAGCCACACAGCAAAACGAAAACGGCCAGAAAAUCAUUCUUUCACCCAGCCACACAGCAAAACGAAAGGCCAGAAAAUCAUUCUUCAUCCAGCCACAAAACAAAGGCAAAAAUCGAAAGGCCAGAAAAUCAUUCUUUCACCCAGCCACACAGCAAAACGAAAGGCCAGAAAAUCAUUCUUUCACCCAGCCACACAGCAAAACGAAAGGCCAGCCACCCAGCCACACAGCAAAACGAAAGGCCAGAAAAUCAUUCUUUCAUCCAGCCACACACAGCAAAACGAAAGGCCAGAAAAUCAUUCUUUCAUCCAGCCACACAGCAAAACGAAAGGCCAGAAAAUCAUUCUUUCACCCAGCCACACAGCAAAACGAAAGGCCAGAAAAUCAUUCUUUCACCCAGCCACACAAAGCAAAACGAAAGGCCGAAAGAAAAUCAUUCUUUCACCCAGCCACACAGCAAAACGAAAGGCCAGAAAAUCAUUCUUUCACCCAGCCACACACAGCAAAACGAAAGGCCAGAAAAUCAUUCUUUCACCCAGCCACAGCAAAACGAAAGGCCAGAAAAUCAUUCUUUCACCCAGCCACACAGCAAAACGAAAGGCCAGAAAAUCAUUCUUUCACCCAGCCACACAGCAAAACGAAAAAAAAUCAUUCGAAAGCAAAACGAAAGGCCAGAAAAUCAUUCUUUCACCCAGCCACACAGCAAAACGAAAGGCCAGAAAAUCAUUCUUUCACCCAGCCACACAGCAAAACGAAAGGCCAGAAAAUCAUUCUUUCACCCAGCCACACAGCAAAACGAAAGGCCAGAAAAUCAUUCUUUCAUCCAGCCACACAGCAAAAACGAAAGGCCAGAAAAUCAUUCUUUCACCCAGCCACACAGCAAAAAAGGCCAGAAAAAUCAUUCUUUCACCCAGCCACACAGCAAAACAGAAAAAAAUCAUUCUUUCACCCAGCCACACAGCAAAACGAAAGGCCAGAAAAUCAUUCUUUCAUCCCAGCCACACAGCAAAACGAAAGGCCAGAAAAUCAUUCUUUCACCCAGCCACACAGCAAAAACGAAAGGCCAGAAAAUCAUUCUUUCACCCAAACACAGCAAAACGAAAGGCCAAAAAUCAUUCUUUCACCCCAGCCACACAGCAAAACGAAAGGCCAGAAAAUCAUUCUUUCCCCAGCCACACAGCAAAACGAAAGGCCAGAAAAUCAUUCUUUCAUCCCAGCCACACAGCAAAACGAAAAUUAUUCUUUCACCCAGAAAAAACGAAAGGCGAAAAUCAUUCUUUCACCCCACACAGCAAAACGAAAGGCCAGCAAAACCACACAGCAAAACGAAAGGCCAGAAAAAUCAUUCUUUCACCCAGCCACAGCAAAACGAAAAGGCCAGAAAAUCAUUCUUUCACCCAGCCACACAUAAAACGUGAAAACGGCCAGAAAAUCAUUCUUUCACCCAGCCACACAGCAAAACGAAAAGGCCAGAAAAUCAUUCUUUCACCCAGCCACACAGCAAAAACGAAAGGCCAGAAAAUCAUUCUUUCACCCAGCCACACAGCAAAACGAAAGGCCAGAAAAUCAUUCUUUCACCCAGCCACAGCAAAACGAAAGGCCAAAAAAUCCAGCCACACAGCAAAACGAAAGGCCAGGAAAAAUCAUUCUUUCAUCCAGCCACAGCAAAACGAAAGGCCAGAAAAUCAUUCUUUCAUCCAGCCACACAGCAAAACGAAAGGCCAGAAAAUCAAAAGCAAAACGAAAGGCCAGAAAAUCAUUCUUUCACCCAGCCACACAGCAAAACGAAAGGCCAGAAAAUCAUUCUUUCACCCAGCCACACAGCAAAAAUCGAAAAAACGAAAGGCCAGAAAAUCAUUCUUUCCAGCCACAGCAGCAAAACGAAAGGCCAGAAAAUCAUUUCUUUCACCCAGCAAAAAAACGAAAGGCCAGAAAAUCAUUCUUUCACCCAGCCACACAGCAAAACGAAAGGCCAAAGAAAAAUCAUUCUUUCACCCAGCCACACAGCAAAAACGAAAGGCCAGAAAAUCAUUCUUUCAUCCAGCCACACAGCAAAAAACGAAAAUCAAAAUCAUUCUUUCAUCCAGCCACACAGCAAAACGAAAGGCCAGAAAAUCAUUCUUUCACCCAGCCACACAAAACGCAAAACGAAAGGCCAGAAAAUCAUUCUUUCAUCCAGCCACAGCAAAACGAAAGGCCAGAAAAUCAUUCUUUCAUCCAGCCACACAGCAAAACGAAAGGCCAGAAAAUCAUUCUUUCCAACCACACAGCAAAACGAAAACGGCCAGAAAAUCAUUCUUUCACCCAGCCACACAGCAAAACGAAAGAAAAACGCCUUUUCACCCAGAAAAAAACGAAAGGCCUGGAAAUCAUUCUUUCAUCCAGCCACACAAAACGAAAGGCCAGAAAAUCAUUCUUUCACCCAAACACAGCAAAACGAAAGGCCAGAAAAUCAUUCUUUCACCCAGCCACAGCAAAACGAAAGGCCAGAAAAAAAUCAUUCUUUUCACCCAGCCACACAGCAAAACGAAAGGCCAGAAAAUCAUUCUUUCAUCCAGCCACACAGCAAACGAAAGGCCAGAAAAUCAUUCUUUCACCCAGCCACACAGCAAAACAAAGAACAGAAAAUCAUUCUUUCAUCCAGCCACACAGCAAAACGAAAGGCCAGAAAAUCAUUCUUUCACCCAGCCACACAGCAAAAAACGAAAGGCCAGAAAAUCAUUCUUUCACCCAUCCACACAGCAAAACGAAAGGCCAGAAAAUCAUUCUUUCAUCCAGCCACACAGCAAAAAAGGCCAGAAAAUCAUUCUUUCACCCAGCCACACAGAAAAACGAAAAGCCCAGAAAAUCCAUUCUUUCAUCCAGCCACACAGCAAAACGAAAGGCCAGAAAAUCAUUCUUUCAUCCAGCCACACAGCAAAACGAAAGGCCAGAAAAUCAUUCUUUCAUCCAGCCACACAGCAAAACGAAAGGCCAGAAAAUCAUUCUUUCAUCCAGCCACACAGCAAAACGAAAGGCCAGAAAAUCAUUCUUUCAUCCAGCCACACAGCAAAACGAAAUCUUUCACCCAGCCACAGCAAAACGAAAGGCCAGAAAAUCAUUCUUUCAUCCAGCCACACAGCAAAACGAAAGGCCAGAAAAUCAUUCUUUCACCCAGCCACAGCAAAACGAAAGGCCAGAAAAUCAUUCUUUCACCCAGCCACACAGCAAAACGAAAGGCCAGAAAAUCAUUCUUUUUCAUCCAGCCACACAGCAAAACGAAAGGCCAGAAAAUCAUUCUUUCAUCCAGCCACACAGCAAAACGAAAGGCCAGAAAAUCAUUCUUUCAUCCAGCCACACAGCAAAACGAAAGGCCAGAAAAAUCAUUCUUUCAUCCAGCCAAAGCAAAAACGAAAGGCCAGAAAAUCAUUCUUUCAUCCAGCCACACAGCAAAACGAAAUGCCAGAAAAUCAUUCUUUCACCCAGCCACACAGCAAAACGAAAGGCCAGGAAAUCAUUCUUUCAUCCAGCCACACAGCAAAACGAAAGGCCAGAAAAUCAUUCUUUCAUCCAGCCACACAGCAAAACGAAAGGCCAGAAAAUCAUUCUUUCAUCCAGCCACACAGCAAAACGCCAGAAAAAAUCAUUCUUUCAUCCAGCCACACAGCAAAACGAAAUGCCAGAAAAUCAUUCUUUCAUCCAGCCACACAGCAAAACGAAAGGCCAGAAAAUCAUUCUUUCACCCAGCCACACAGCAAAACGAAAGGCCAGAAAAUCAUUCUUUCAUCCAGCCACACAGCAAAACGAAAGGCCAGAAAAUCAUUCUUUCAUCCAGCCACACAGCAAAACGAAAGGCCAGAAAUCAUUCUUUCAUCCAGCCACACAGCAAAACGAAAGGCCAGAAAAUCAUUCUUUCAUCCAGCCACACAGCAAAAACGAAAGGCCAGAAAAUCAUCCAGCCACACAGCAAAACGAAAGGCCAGAAAAUCUUUCAUCCAGCCACACAGCAAAACGAAAAGGCCAGAAAAUCAUUCUUUCAUUCGAAAGGCCAGAAAAUUCAUCCAGCCACACAGCAAACGAAAGGCCAGAAAAUCAUUCUUUCAUCCAGCCACACAGCAAAACGAAAGGCCAGAAAAUCAUUCUUUCAUCCAGCCACACAGCAAAACGAAAGGCCAGAAAAUCAUUCUUUCACCCAGCCACACAGCAAAACGAAAGGCCAGAAAAUUUCAUCCAGCCACACAGCAAAACGAAAAGCCAGAAAAUUCUUUCAUCCAGCCACACAGCAAAACGAAAGGCCAGAAAAUCAUUCUUUCAUCCAGCCACACAGCAAAACGAAAAAACCAGAAAAUCAUUCUUUCAUCCAAGGCCACACAUCCAGCAAAAAACGAAAGGCCAGAAAAUCAUUCUUUCAUCCAGCAAAACGAAAGGCCAGAAAAUCAUUCUUUCAUCCAGCCACACAGCAAAACGAAAUGCCAGAAAAUCAUUCUUUCAUCCAGCCACACAGCAAAACGAAAGGCCAGAAAAUCAUUCUUUCAUCCAGCCACACAGCAAAACGAAAGGGGCCAGAAAAUCCAUCCAAAAAAACGAAAGGCUUUCAUCCUUUCAUCCAGCACACAGCAAAACGAAAGGCCAGAAAAUCAUUCUUUCAUCCAGCCACACAGCAAAACGAAAAGGCCAGAAAAUCAUUCUUUCAUCCAGCCACACAGCAAAACGAAAGGCCAGAAAAUCAUUCUUUCAUCCAGCCACACAGCAAAACGAAAGGCCAGAAAAUCAUUCUUUCAUCCAGCCACACAGCAAAACUUUCAUCCAGCCACAGAAAACGAAAGGCCAGAAAAUCAUUCUUUCAUCCAGCCACAAAAAACGAAAGGCCAUUCUUUCAUCCAGCCACACAGCAAAACGAAAAAAUCAUUCUUUUCACCCAGGCCAGAAAAUCAUUCUUUCAUCCAGCCACACAGCAAAACGAAAGGCCAGAAAAUCAUUCUUUCAUCCAGCCACACAGCAAAAACGAAAGGCCAGAAAAAUCAUUCUUUUCAUCCAGCCACAGCAAAACGAAAAUGCCAGAAAAUCAUUCUUUCAUCCAGCCACACAGCAAAACGAAAGGCCAGAAAAUCAUUCUUUUCAUCCAGCCACACAGCAAAACGAAAGGCCAGAAAAUCAUUCUUUCAUCCAGCCACACAGCAAAACGAAAGGCCAGAAAAUCAUUCUUUCAUCCAGCCACACAGCAAAACGAAAGGCCAGAAAAUCAUUCUUUCAUCCAGCCACACAGCAAAACGAAAGGCCAGAAAAUCAUUCUUUCAUCCAGCCACACAGCAAAACGAAAGGCCAGAAAAUCAUUCUUUCAUCCAGCCACACAGCAAAACGAAAGGCCAGAAAAUCAUUCUUUCAUCCAGCCACACAGCAAAACGAAAGCAAAACGAAAGGCCAGAAAAUCAUUCUUUCAUCCAGCCACACAAAAACCAGCAAAACGAAAGGCCAGAAAAUCAUUCUUUCAUCCAGCCACACAGCAAAACACAGAAAAAAGGCCAGAAAAUCAUUCUUUCAUCCAGCCACACAGCAAAAACGAAAGGCCAGAAAAUCAUUCUUUCAUCCAGCCACACAGCAAAACGAAAGGCCAGAAAAUCAUUCUUUCAUCCAGCCACACAGCAAAACGAAAGGCCAGAAAAUCAUUCUUUCAUCCAGCCACACAGCAAAACGAAAGGCCAAAAAUCAUUCUUUCAUCCAGCCACACAGCAAAACGAAAGGCCAGAAAAUCAUUCUUUCAUCCAGCCACACAGCAAAACGAAAGGCCAGGAAAGGCCAUUCUUUCAUCCAGCCACACAGCAAAACGAAAAUGCCAGAAAAACCAAACAUUUUUCAUCCAGCCACACAGCAAACGAAAAGGCCAGAAAAUCAUUCUUUUCACCCAACACAAAAAACGAAAGGCCAGAAAAUCAUUCUUUCAUCCAGCCACACAGCAAAACGAAAGGCCAGAAAAUCAUUCUUUCAUCCAGCCACACAGCAAAACGAAAGGCCAGAAAAUCAUUCUUUCAUCCAGCCACACAGCAAAACGAAAGGCCAGAAAAUCAUUCUUUCAUCCAGCCACAGCAAAACGAAAGGCCAGAAAAUCAUUCUUUCAUCCAGCCACACAGCAAAACGAAAGGCCAGAAAAUCAUUCUUUCAUCCAGCCACACAGCAAAACGAAAGGCCAGAAAAUCAUUCUUUCAUCCAGCCACACAGCAAAACGAAAGGCCAGAAAAUCAUUCUUUCAUCCAGCCACACAGCAAAACGAAAGGGCCAGAAAAUCAUUCUUUCAUCCAGCCACACAGCAAAACGAAAGGCCAGAAAAAUCAUUCUUUCAUCCAGCCACACAGCAAAAACGAAAGGCCAGAAAAUCAUUCUUUCAUCCAACCACACAGCAAAACGAAAGGCCAGAAAAUCAUUCUUUCAUCCAGCCACACAGCAAAACGAAAGGCCAGAAAAUCAUUCUUUCACCCAGCCACACAGCAAAACGAAAGGCCAGAAAAUCAUUCUUUCAUCCAGCCACACAGCAAAACGAAAGGCCAGAAAAUCAUUCUUUCACCCAGCCACACAGCAAAACGAAAGGCCAGAAAAUCAUUCUUUCAUCCAGCCACAGCAAAACGAAAGGCCAGAAAAUCAUUCUUUCAUCCAGCCACACAGCAAAACGAAAGGCCAGAAAAUCAUUCUUUCAUCCAGCCACACAGCAAAACGAAAGGCCAGAAAAUCAUUCUUUCAUCCAGCCACACAGCAAAACGAAAGGCCAGAAAAUCAUUCUUUCAUCCAGCCACACAGCAAAACGAAAGGCCAGAAAAUCAUUCUUUCAUCCAGCCACACAGCAAAACGAAAGGCCAGAAAAUCAUUCUUUCCAGCCACACAGCCACAAAGCAAAAAUCAAUCCAGGCACAGAAAAUCAUUCUUUCAUCCAGCCACACAGCAAAACGAAAGGCCAGAAAAAUCCACCCAGCCACACAGCAAAAACGAAAGGCCAGAAAAUCAUUCUUUCAUCCAGCCACAGCAAAACGAAAGGCCAGAAAAUCAUUCUUUCACCCAGCCACACAGCAAAACGAAAGGCCAGAAAAUCAUUCUUUCAUCCAGCCACACAGCAAAACGAAAGGCCAGAAAAUCAUUCUUUCACCCAGCCACACAGCAAAACGAAAGGCCAGAAAAAUCAUUCUUUCAUCCAGCCACACAGCAAAAAAAGGCGAAAAUCAUUCCACCCAGACAAAUCAUUCUUCUUUCAUCAGCCACACAGCAAAACGAAAGGCCAGAAAAUCAUUCUUUCACCCAGCCACACAGCAAAACGAAAGGCCAGAAAAUCAUUCUUUCAUCCAGCCACACAGCAAAACGAAAGGCCAGAAAAUCAUUCUUUCAUCCAGCCACACAGCAAAACGAAAGGCCAGAAAAUCAUUCUUUCAUCCAGCCACACAGCAAAACGAAAGGCCAGAAAAUCAUUCUUUCAUCCAGCCACAGCAAAACGAAAGGCAAAACGAAAGGCCAGAAAAUCAUUCUUUCAUCCAGCCACACAGCAAAACGAAAGGCCAGAAAAUCAUUCUUUCAUCCAGCCACACAGCAAAACGAAAGGCCAGAAAAUCAUUCUUUCAUCCAGCCACACAGCAAAACGAAAGGCCAGAAAAUCAUUCUUUCACCCAGCCACACAGCAAAACGAAAGGCCAGAAAAUCAUUCUUUCAUCCAGCCACACAGCAAAACGAAAGGCCAGAAAAUCAUUCUUUCAUCCAGCCACACAGCAAAACGAAAGGCCAGAAAAUCAUUCUUUCAUCCAGCCACACAGCAAAACGAAAAUCGUUCCAGAAAAUCAUUCUUUCAUCCAGCCACACAGCAAAACGAAAGGCCAGAAAAUCAUUCUUUCACCCAGGCACACAGCAAAACGAAAGGCCAGAAAAUCAUUCUUUCACCCAGCCACACAGCAAAACGAAAGGCAAGAAAAUCAUUCUUUCAUCAUCAAAACAAAGCCACACAUCCAGCCACACAGCAAAACGAAAGGCCAGAAAAUCAUUCUUUCACCCAGGCACACAGCAAAACGAAAGGCCAGAAAAUCAUUCUUUCACCCAGCCACACAGCAAAACGAAAGGCCAGAAAAUCAUUCUUUCAUCCAGCCACACAGCAAAAUGAAAGGCCUGAAAAUCAUUCUUUCAUCCAGCCACACAGCAAAAGACAAUUAA